Molecule: messenger RNA, 4384 nt
Organism: Dimorphilus gyrociliatus
Lineage: Eukaryota; Metazoa; Annelida; Polychaeta; Dinophilidae
Source: the annotation of a GenBank genome assembly
AGUAUAUAAAUUUAUAUACAGUUAGACUGAAGUGAACUUUUUAUACUUUCAUCUACUUUCUUAAUCAUGGAAUAAACUUGAUAUUUCCUAUAAAAUGAAUCAAUUACUUAACAUUGUAAGGAAAUAUUCUCCUCUUUCCAGAAUUGAUGAUACAGGAUUUGGUAGACUGCAAAAUGAUAUAAAUUGCGUUGUUUUCAACGCUCCAGUCUCUUAUCAAGACGUUAUUAAUCUUAUACAAUGCUGUAAAUAUGAAAUUUGUUCUAAGGAUGGUUUUACUUCAAAUUCCUGCGGAGAACAAGCGUUAAACAGAGUUGUUCUAUUUUUAGUUACUGCAAUAGCUCAGAAUUUUUCAAUGAAUAUUCAAUACUUAUAUGGAAUUUAUAAAGAAUUAUUUGAUGUUUAUAUAUAUGUAUACGAAGGAGAUUUUAUAUCGUCAGGAGUCUAUCAAACUCUAAAUUUUCUUACAAAUAAUCCAUACCAAGACCAAUACUUGCAGACUCAAUUCAAUGAAUUUUAUAUAAGAAAAUUACUGAAGGCGUUAUGCCAACAUUUUCAACCAAAAGCACAAGAUAGAGCAGUUGGAGAAUGGCAGUCGAACUUUUGUAAUAAUCUCUAUCAUAUUUUCAACCUAAUGUCAAAGGUUGAACUUGAAAAGUGUAAAUAUGACAUUACAGAAGCAUUAUUAUAUUGGACUGAUAUAAGUAUGGGAUGCCCAGAAAAUGAUCAAUCAAAGCAGCUUAUCUUUGAUUUUUCAACAAAUAUGAUUGUUUUUUUAGACUGUACUGCUAAAUUGAUAAUUCAAUAUCCAAAUAGCCAUUCACUUUAUUAUGGUCUAAGCGAUGAAGCCUUCGAUUCUCUUUUAACAAGGAUUCAAAGGAUACUACUAACGCCAGAUUUUCCUCAAAAUUCUAACGUAAAUAAUGCUAUGAUGCUAUUAGUGCAAGAUUGUUUGGCAGACUUUGUCCUAAAAAGUACAGAUAAUAAGAUAUUAUGUAAGAUUUAUGGUUUAUAUACAAAAUUACGUACGUCACCAAAAUGGGAAGUACAAAAUUUAAUAGAAGACAUGGAGGAACCAUUCAGUGAAAAGAUGAAAUCAAUUAAAUUGACAGAUUAUGGAAUGAAAAGUGAAUUUGAUAUAUUCCUCGAUGAAUUAAAAUCAUUAAAUAACACACGAGCAGUAAAUGAAUUUGUUCAGAGACACGAGGACAAAUUUAAGGAAGAGUAUCUUCCGAUUUUAAGUUUUUUUGAAAAAUAUGUUGCCAAGAGUAAAUUAGUAAACUUUAAAGAAAAUCCACAAUUAUUAAGUUUUCUAUUCGAUGAAAUGUAUAAAGCAAACUGCGGCUAUUACCAAGACUCUAAAGAUGGAUUUUGGGCAAUUGGUAGAGGCAUUCUAGGCGCAAUUGAAAAACAAGGCUUACUACAAAAGUUAAAGAAAGAUCUAUAUGAAUUUGUUGAUAGAAUGUACGAUCUUCCUUUGCAUCCUUAUCAUUAUAGCGUUUGCUUUAUUUCUUAUAAACUUGAUUGGAAGGGUGAAUUCGAUAAACUUGAUAGAAUUUUGAAAAAGUUAAAAAAACUAUUGGAAAGAGAUCAUAGUCAUUUCUAUAAAAAUGAUAUAAUUGUUCAAGUGACCCAAUUCGUCUUUGAAUAUUUUCAUAAUUCAAAUGGCAAAAAUAAAAAGAUCAUUGAAUUUACAAGCGAUUUUGCAGAUCUGUUUAACUAUUGUUUUACAUUACCUUGGGCGAUUGAUUUAAAAGAUGAGAGGUUGGAAGGUAAACACGUCGAUCUGGAAAAGAGGAGAACGUUAGCUGGACAAAUUUUAAUACAUUUUAUGAGAGAUAUUUACAAAACAAAUAGAGAUUUCGAUGAUUUCAUAAAACCGAUUGUUGGCACUGUAAAACGGAUUAAAAAUCAGAAUGAUGAUGAAAUUUUACAGGAACAUGCUGCCACAUUUUUAAGAAGCAUUGCAGACAAAUUAGACCUUCUCGGCAAUGAAGCUGGCGAAGAAAUCAUCAAGGAAUAUGUGGAGAGUCGUGAUAUUAGCCAAUUCCCCAAUAUUGUUGAUAUGUAUCCCAAUUAUUGCGAUGCUAUCUACAAAAAUCUUGAAAUUUUUGUGGAUAUUGUAAAGGAAGAUGAAGAGCUAAGUACAUGGAACAUGACUCAAUUAUUGAAUAAGAUAGUUCACAAUGACUAUGCCAAAAUUAAUAACAAUAUCUUCAAAUAUAUGAUGAGUCUUUUCGAUUCGAAAUAUGGUCCGUCACUUAUAGAAGCUUAUAGAAAAUUAGCUACAGCUCGAUUUAGCUACUUUCAAGACUAUCAUACUAAAAUUAUGAACACUGUUAAAUCUUACGAAUAUGGUAGUUCUUACUUACCUCUUUUACCAGACUUAUGUCAAACUGAGCAACUAACCAAAUCUUAUACCAAAUUGGUCUGGGAUAAAAUAAAAGUUACUGCUCCAGAAUAUGUUAAUACUGUAUUCGCUGCUCUAAGAGAAAUUGCUUUACGAAAUAAAAGUGCUGUUGCUGUUUACAAAUCAGAUUUGGAAAAGAUGAAAGAUAAUCCUAAGAUUCAUGACCAAGUUCUUGGAAUUUUGGAUGUUUUAGAAGGUAGAACUUUGGAAAAAGUAACAAAUGAUAUUGAUGAACAAAGAGAGGACAUUGAGAAUCUCGAUUCCAGAGUCACUGAAAAUGAAGAAAAGAUUGUUGUUCUCGAUGCCGAUGUUAAAGAAACAAAGAAAGAUGUUGCUGCUGUAAAAUUAGAUAUGAAGGAAGCAAAGAAACGCCUUGGUCAAAUUGAAUAUACAAUGAAAGGACUCGACGAAAGAGUUGAACAACUAAAUCAUAUGACUCUAUCACACGCUCCAGCAUGGUCUCGUCAUGUUUCAGAGUUAAUGAAUGUCAAGUCUGAUAAUGAUUGGAGACUUCUCUCUAUGAAAUUGAACUAUUCUAAUGAUGAUAUUCGAAAUUGGGCUACUCAACCAGAUCCUUGUCUGUCAAUGUUGGACGAAUGGUUCGCUACACACAAAACUAGAGAAGCUACUUUUGCUAUUUUAAAUAAUUUGAAAGAAAUGAACAGACUCGACGCUGCAGAAAUUGUGGAAAAUGCUUUAGCUGAUGUAAAAAAUGUUGUUAAAGAUGAUAAAGAUGAAGAAUUUGAAAAACCUGAAAUAUUCCUCAGCUAUCAAUGGGGACAUCAACAAGAAGCUAAAAUGUUAAAGAAACACCUAGAGAUGGCCGGCUUUAAAGCCUGGAUGGACAUUGGUCAAAUGGGUGGAGGCGAUAAACUAUAUGCAAAAAUUGAUGAUGGUGUAAGAUCAGCUAAAGUAAUCAUUAGCUGUGUAAGUGAGAAAUAUGCAAAAUCAGCCAAUUGUUGUAGAGAAGUAAAUCUAUCAACUAACCUUGGUAAACCAAUGAUUCCUUUACUUAUGGAAAAACUCCAAUGGCCGCCUGCUGGUCCGAUGGGUCCAAUUAUGUCGGAAUAUCUAUAUGUUCAAUUCUACAAAAAUGGAGGCAUGCAAAAAGGUGAUACUGUAUUUUGGAUGCCUCCUAAAUUUCAAGAGCUACUGAUGCAAAUUCGGUACUAUGUUGUUCCUGAUAUGAAAUUAAUAACUAAAGAUUCUCCAUAUGCUGGAUGGAUGAAUCCACCUGAAGAAAUUAUAAUAAUACCAAAGAGAGAGCAAAAGGCUAUAGAAUCUAAAAAAUCAAAUACUAAAAAUGAGGCAGAAGUGAUAAGUCCCGAUGUUUUCAUCUCUUAUCAAUGGGAUAAACAACCUCAAAUCAAACGCCUAUAUAAGAAGUUGAGUGGAUUGGGAUAUCAUUGUUGGCUGGACAUAAUGCAAAUGGGUGGUGGAGAUUCACUAUUUGAUAAAAUUGAUAAAGGAAUCAGAGGUUGUAGAGUUGUUAUUUCCUGUGUCACACCGAAAUAUGCUUUAAGUGCUAAUUGUCGAAGAGAAGUUUCAUUAUCGGGAGCAUUAAAUAAACCAAUCAUACCAUUAUUAUUGGACAAUAUGAAGUGGCCUCCAGAGGGACCAAUGUCAAUGGUAUUUACUCAACUGUUAUAUAUAGGUUUUCACAGGAAGAAAGAUGAUAAACUAUGGGAAGGCGAUGAAUUUAAUCAAUUGAUUUCGAAAAUUGAUAUGAAUGCACCUGGUGGCAAAAAUGAGCAGCAAUCAUCUAGCAAAGCAAUAAACAAUGAAACUGAAAAGAAAAAUACACAGACAAAGAAAACGGAUGAAGAGUCUAAGAAAGAAGAGAAAAAUGUUGGAGAUGAAGCCAAACAGCCUGAACAGUCUCCUCAACCUAAACAAAGAGAUAACUCUGAACCCUCAUCUCAUAAUACUAACAAUACCCCUCCGCCUAAAACAUCAUCGACAUGUAAUAUUCUAUAA